AUGCCUCCCUCACAUCGCCGUGGACCCUGGGUCCCAGAGGAAGAUCAACUUCUUACUCAACUGGUCCGCGAACAAGGCCCUAACAACUGGGUUCGCAUCUCGCAACACAUGCACUAUCGUUCACCAAAGCAAUGUCGGGAGCGUUUCCACCAAAAUCUUAAGCCUUCCCUGAACAGGGAACCUAUUUCAGCCGAUGAAGGUCUAAUGAUCGAGCGCAUGGUCAACGAAAUGGGGAAACGCUGGGCAGAGAUUGCUCGCCGCCUCGGCAAUCGCAGCGACAAUGCCGUCAAAAACUGGUGGAAUGGCAGCAUGAACCGCAAGAAGCGCGGUCUCUCAACUCCUACCACCUCCCGCACAUACUCCGGCCGCAUCGAGGCCCCCUACACCCGCGCCUCGAUGAUUAGCCCUUCUCGCUCUUCCUCUCGCCCAUCAUGGACAGAUUCCAUCGAAUCUGCCAUUUCUGAACAGUUCUCCCACUCGCGCAGAGAGUCCAUGGCUUCUAUCCGCCAGCUCUCUCCCAUCUACACUCUUCCUUCUAUCAACCGACCGAUCGAAACCCCUCUCACCUCGCCUGUUUUCUCGGACGUCUCCAACGCAACCUCCUGCGAGCCGCCAUCCAUGGUCUCAGACCACAACUCCGUCUGCUCCUCUUCGCCCCGCACGAUUCCCUCUCCGCAGCUCCUGCCUCUGCCAGUCGACCUGCGCUCGCAGUAUGAGAGCCGGAUGCCAAGCGUGCACGUUGUCGAGGACUCACCCAGCUACCCUGCUCGCUCGCUAGAGUCUCUUUCUGAGAUCGCCUCUAAACGCUGGAUGGCCCACCAGCCUACCAUGGCUUCAUGGCACCAGCCAACUGACUUGCCCAAGCCCUGGAUGCCCAGAGCUGAGCCCGCUCGUGAUACCCGUAUGGGUGUGAACAGCCUGCUCAACUAA
Messenger RNA from Penicillium soppii, 930 nucleotides. It is a transcript of the gene flbD, whose product is annotated as putative MYB family conidiophore development protein FlbD. The transcript has a single exon. The record is from RefSeq and is a predicted model, not a curated record. Gene Ontology annotation, cellular component: nucleus. Gene Ontology annotation, biological process: positive regulation of transcription by RNA polymerase II; mitotic cell cycle. The coding region runs from base 1 to 930 and encodes 309 amino acids. NCBI's taxonomy places the organism in Eukaryota, Fungi, Ascomycota, Eurotiomycetes, Eurotiales, Aspergillaceae. Gene Ontology annotation, molecular function: RNA polymerase II cis-regulatory region sequence-specific DNA binding; DNA-binding transcription factor activity, RNA polymerase II-specific.